This is a messenger RNA of Aspergillus nomiae NRRL 13137, 444 nucleotides long. Its product is annotated as (S)-2-hydroxy-acid oxidase. The transcript is spliced from 3 exons. Gene Ontology annotation, molecular function: oxidoreductase activity. The record is from RefSeq and is a predicted model, not a curated record. Lineage: Eukaryota; Fungi; Ascomycota; Eurotiomycetes; Eurotiales; Aspergillaceae. Bases 1 to 444 code for a protein of 147 amino acids.
AUGUCACGGCCAAACCUCAACUUCGGUGGGAAGGUCAGUUUCUUCAACGAGGAUAGUGGGAAGCCCUAUGUAAAUAUGAAGGAAGAUGUUGAAAUGGCGAUAGAAUAUGGGGUCGAUGGAGUCGUGAUCUCCAACCACGGAGAACGGCAGGUAGACGGCGUUCCGGCUGCCAUUGAUGCCCUUAGAGAAUGUGAGCCUGUCGCACGAAGAAAGAUCCAAAUUGGCUUAGAGGGUGGGAUCCGACGUGGAUCAGACGCCUUUAAGGCUUUGGCUCUCGGGGCACAGCAUUGUUUUGUUGGGCGCGUCCCGCUUUGGGGUCUGGCGUAUAACGGCCAAAAUGGCGUCCAGCUGUCCAUGACGAUAUUACAUCGCGAGCUAAAGACCAUGAUGGCACUAGCCAGGGAUGUGAACCGUAUAUCGAUUUUUAUGCGCGUUGCUAACUAG